AUGCUACUCGACAAGAAACUGCUGCUAUCAGUGGCGACUCUCGUCGCCCAGACACUAGGUCAGCCACAGGCCGCCGCCGGUGCGGGCAAUGCAGUCGCUCCAGAUGAUUCGCACGUCGUUAAACUCGGUGGCGACGAGUUCGACCAGUUCGUUAAGGAGAACCCGCUUUUCUUGGCGGAGUUCUUUGCCCCUUGGUGUGGACACUGUAAGAACUUGGCGCCAGAGUACGUCGAGGCUGCAGAGACCCUGUUGGAUGAAAAUAUCCCAUUGGUUCAAUUGGACUGUGAGGAUAACAGGGAGUUCUGCAUGGGGUUGCAAAUUCCUGGGUACCCUACUCUAAAGGUGUACAAGAACGGUUCCUCAAAGGAUUACCAAGGUGGGAGAACCGCUCAGAGUAUUGUCUCGUACAUGAGGAAACAGUCUCUACCUACAGUACAGGUCGUCCAAGAGGAAACUGUCCUUAAGGAGCUCGUUAGAAACGCUACGAUCCCUGUCGUUGUUGAUACUGGUGCUAAGGGUGUCAAUGCUACUUUCUAUAACGUUGCUGAUAAAUUGGCUGACGACUGCAUUUUCGUGUCGUUGGAUUCUUCUGCCAAGAAGACGAUGCCAGAGGCCAGUGUGCUUUUGUUUGCUGCUGACGCUCAAGAGGAGGCGAAACCCUUUGUGUUCGACGGGGACUUGGCCCAAGUAGCCAAGAACUCUACUCUUUUGGAAAACUGGAUUAAGCAGGAAUCUGUUCCUUACUUUGGUGACGUCAACGGGAACACUUUCGAAAUGUACGUCGAAUCCGGGAAACCUCUAGCUUACUUCUUCUACACCUCCGAGGAUGAAAGAGAGGAAUACGCAAAAUUCUUCACCCAAUUGGGUGAGAAGCAUCGUGGUGUGAUCAACUUCGCCGGUCUGGACGCCUCGAAAUACGGGAAACACGCUGAAAACUUGAACAUGAAGGAACAGUUCCCCCUAUUCGUCGUCCAUAACGUUUCUUCGAACUUGAAAUACGGUAUGCCACAGAUGGAUGACGCUAAAUUCGCGGAAUUGUCCAGACCAUUGAAAUUGAAGACUAAGGAUAUCACAAACUUUGUAGACCAAGUACUAGCGGGCAAAGCGGAACCAAUCAUCAAGUCGGAACCGGUCCCAGAGACUCAGGAUUCAAACGUCCACAAACUCGUCGCAAAGACUCACAACGAGAUCACAAGCGACCCCAAAAAGGACGUCUUCGUCAAGUACUACGCCCCAUGGUGUGGACACUGUAAGAAACUAGCACCCAUCUUCGAAGAGAUGGCAGACAUCUACGCACAGGAUAAGACCGCAGCUGGGAACGUUGUCGUCGCCGAAGUGGACUGUACUUUGAACGACAUCUCAGACGUGGACAUCGUCGGAUUCCCAACGAUGAUCCUAUACCCUGCUGGGAAAAACUCCACACCAGUCGUCUACGAGGGGUCCAGAUCCCUAGAAGACAUGAUGCAAUUUAUCCACGAGAACGGUGCCAACGACGUCGACGGUCUUGCUAUCAGCAAGAAAAUCGCAGCGGAGAGCCAAGCGGAGGAGGCCUCCGAAUCGAAGGCUGCACACCAGAGCAAGAGCACAAAGCCAGCGGCAAAGUCCGCUGCAGCAGACGUCGAACACGACGAGUUGUGA
Huiozyma naganishii CBS 8797 is the source of this 1638-nucleotide messenger RNA. RefSeq names its product protein disulfide isomerase PDI1 (gene PDI1). Gene Ontology annotation, molecular function: protein disulfide isomerase activity. Gene Ontology annotation, biological process: response to endoplasmic reticulum stress; protein folding. Lineage: Eukaryota; Fungi; Ascomycota; Saccharomycetes; Saccharomycetales; Saccharomycetaceae. The record is from RefSeq and is a predicted model, not a curated record. Bases 1 to 1638 code for a protein of 545 amino acids. Gene Ontology annotation, cellular component: endoplasmic reticulum. The transcript has a single exon.